AUGGCGCGCCAGCAUGCCGUCCGUCACGUCGUCGUCGGUGACAUUAAGGGCCGCGUAGCAUUCCGUGAGGUUUUCUCCCAAGCCGUGGUCAUUGGCGUGAAACGCCUGCAGCAGUACCAGGGCAUCAACACCAUGGCUGCACCCCCGCCAACCUCUGACCUCUCCCGAGAGGACCUCGAGGCUCAGGUUGCCCAACAGGGUAGCCUGGUGCGUGAGCUGAAAAAGUCCAAGGCCCCGACUGAGGAGAUCAAAGCCGCCGUUGCUGAACUCUUGCGUCGCAAAGAGGCUAUGGCUGCCUUUGAUGCGGCCAACGCUCGCCCUCAAUUUGACAAGCAGGGUUUUGAAGACCUGAUGAAGCGCCGCUUCUUUUUCGCCCCUAGUUUUGAGAUUUACGGCGGUGUGGCUGGUCUUUAUGACUAUGGCCCCACCGGCUGCGCUAUCAUGGCCAACAUGAUUGCUGAGUGGCGUCAGCACUUUGUCCUCGAAGAAAACAUGCUCGAGGUCAACUGCACGGCCAUGACCCCCCACUACGUCCUUGAGGCAUCUGGCCACGCCGCGCGUUUUGCCGACAUUAUGGUGCGCGAUGUUAAGACGGGUGACUGCCACCGUGCGGAUCACUUGCUGGAAGAUGUCAUGCACAAUAUCGCCACAGCCCCCGACACGUCGGCGGAGCUCAAAAAGGAGUGCGAGAAGAUUGGUCGCCUGGCCGACUCUUACAGCAAGGCCGAGCUGUGGGACCUGUACAAGCGCUUUGACAUCAAGUCGCCGACCACUGGCAACGACCUCUCCGAGCCCGUUGAUUUCAACAUGAUGUUCCAGACUCAGAUCGGCCCGACUGGCCAUCUCGCUGGCUUUUUGCGCCCCGAGACGGCGCAGGGCAUUUUCUUGGCCUUUAAGCGCCUGUACGAGUUUAACAACUUCAAGCUUCCUUUUGCCGGUGCCCAGAUUGGCACCGCUUUCCGCAACGAAAUUUCCCCCAAGGCGGGUCUGCUCCGCGUGCGUGAGUUCCAAAUGGCUGAGAUUGAGCACUUUUUGGACCCAACGGACAAGUCUCAUGCUCGUUUUGAUCGCGUCAAGGACGUGUGCCCGCCGUUGUACACGGCUAACGCUCAGCAAGCUGGCGAGAAGAUCACCCGCAUGUCGAUCGGUGAUGCCGUUGCUCAGGGCAUCAUUGCCAAUGAGACGCUUGGCUACUUUGUCGGCCGUAUCUUCCAGUUUAUGGUCCACAUUGGCGUGGAUCAGGAGCGCAUUCGGUUCCGCCAGCACUUGCCUACCGAGAUGGCGCACUAUGCUUGCGACUGCUGGGAUUGCGAGCUGGAAACCUCGUACGGCUGGAUCGAGUGCGUUGGCUGCGCAGACCGCUCUUGCUACGAUCUUGAGCAACAUGCCAAGGCCGCAAAGCAGCCCAUCCUGGCUUCAGUUCCGCUCAAGGAGCCUCUGAUCAAGGACGUUGUUGUGGUUGAGGCAAACAAGGGCCUGGUUGGCAAGGCUUUCCGCCAGAACGCCAAGGUCGUCUUUGCUCAUUUCGAGGCUAUGAGCAACGAGGAGGCCGAACAGUUUGAAAAGGAUCUGCAGAACGGUCCGGUCACUUUGAAGCUGGAGGCUGGCGAGUUUGAGAUUCAACCCGCGUGGAUCACCAUCAAGCGCAAGCAAGUGAAGGAACACGAGCGCAAGUUUGUUCCGUCUGUGAUUGAGCCUUCGUUUGGUCUGGGCCGCAUCAUCUACGCCCUCCUGGAACAUUCGUUUGAGUGCCGUGAAGGCGAUGCUCAACGCACGUGGCUGCGCCUGGCACCCCUGGUGGCCCCGGUCAAGUGCUCGGUUCUUCCUCUCAGCAACAAUGCGGAAUUCAACCCCUUCCUUGAUGAAUUGGUGCUGGCCCUGACGCGUGCCGGUGUGAGCACUCGCCGUGACGACUCUGCUGCCUCGAUUGGCAAGCGCUACGCGCGCACGGACGAGAUUGGCAUUCCCUUUGGCGUCACUGUUGACUUUGAUACCAUCAAGGAUCGCACUGUUACCUUCCGCUUCCGCGACACCAUGGAGCAAAUUCGUCUGUCGAUCUGGCGCGGUCAGCUGCCAGUGCGCUUCACCUACGUCAAUGCCAGCGAUGAUGCCAUCGAACCUUGUCACGUACGCAUCCGGCCCAGGAUACAUUUCAGGUUUCAGUUGAACAGACUCACCCAGCGCACGGACUUGAUGGAAUUGUUGCGCCUCACGCAGAUGCUGGUCCCACGGCUGGCCUACUUGCCCUUUUGUCUCGAGCAAAUCGCCGAGCACUAUCGCUCCAUCCCGCUCAUCAACAGCUUGGCCGUGUUGCGUCAAAGCUCAGAUGUUGCUGCUGUCCUUGCAAAUGAUUAUGAGCGCUUUAAUCAAAUCAAUGCUAGCUUGACGGGCACGGAAGGCGAUGGUGCCUGGUUUAAACAUGUCCCGUAUGUGGUCUACUUGACGCAAGGGGACUCGUCAAACGCUGCCGUCACUUUUGAGACGACAACGGAGCCUUUUCCAACGAUCGACGAGAAUGGCGUUCCAUGGUGCUUGCAAGACCUGUUGACCUGGCUCCUGCCGGACCAGUUUCCGCCCCAGACCAAGGAGAGCACAGGCGAAGAAUUGGCCGAACAGGUGCUCAUUCAGGGUAUCCAGCUUCCGCUCAACACCCCGUUGCAAUGGCUGGCACAGCACAUGUGCCACGCCGACAACUUUGUUCACAUUAUCGUCUCGCAAGCAACCAAUGCCACCAAUGCCUGAAAUCAUUCUGAGUGAUUGUUGUCUUUGGUGAGAAAUGAACCCUUUGGUCAAACUUUUUGUCCCCAUGCACACACCUAUGCCACUGGCCGUGCCAGGGCGUGGGUUGUAUCCAUAUCCACCCUUGUGUUCCCGAGUUGCCUGUCUGUUGGCUUCUUUCUGAUUGUGCUGCGCCUCAGUUCUAUUCACGUGCAUUCUGUUUUGGCUAUGCCUUGCUCGGUGUGGUCACCAAACGGAAGACUGCUGGGCACAUGGCCGGCAUGUCGUUUGCACGUGUCUUGCC
Messenger RNA from Monosiga brevicollis MX1, 3022 nucleotides. RefSeq lists its product as uncharacterized. Lineage: Eukaryota; Choanoflagellata; Craspedida; Salpingoecidae. Gene Ontology annotation, biological process: mitochondrial glycyl-tRNA aminoacylation. Gene Ontology annotation, cellular component: cytoplasm; mitochondrion. The record is from RefSeq and is a predicted model, not a curated record. Gene Ontology annotation, molecular function: ATP binding; glycine-tRNA ligase activity. Bases 1 to 2742 code for a protein of 913 amino acids. The transcript is spliced from 23 exons.